Fraxinus pennsylvanica is the source of this 4872-nucleotide messenger RNA. The record is from the annotation of a GenBank genome assembly. NCBI's taxonomy places the organism in Eukaryota, Viridiplantae, Streptophyta, Magnoliopsida, Lamiales, Oleaceae.
AUGACUUCUGUUUCUUCAAUGUCAGUGUCCGUAGAAUGCUUGAAUAUAUUUAAGUUUUGGAAAGGGGAUGUGAGUGGAAAAUAUGAUUGCAGCGUGCUCUCCUGCGCUUCUAAGGCUCCAAGGGCACUUACUGGAUUUGUUGCAAGCACCGCGUAUCCUUCGCAGCAGUGUGGACGAACUGCAAGAAGAAAUCACAUUUCAUGCAGAUUUGAAUCUCAAAAUUCGGGACGAUGGUAUUCACAUGAAGCCUCAGACUCUGUCCUUCUACAAAAGCUCUUAAGCUCGAGAAUGGUUCAUUUGACCACUGGCAAAUGGAAUUUGCUUAGUUUACCAUCUUCUUCACAAUCAUGUGAGGUUUCUCCUGACAGUUUGUGGGAGGAUCUCAAACCUACCAUCUCCUAUCUCUCAUCAAAAGAAUUGAAAUUGGUUCGUAAUGCCCUGAAUCUGGCUUAUGAGGCCCACAAUGGUCAAAAAAGACGCAGUGGGGAGCCCUUUAUUAUUCACCCAGUUGCAGUUGCACAAAUUCUUGGAGAACUUGAAUUGGAUUGGGAGUCAAUUGCUGCUGGUUUGUUACAUGACACGGUGGAAGAUACAAAUGUGGUUACAUUUGAAAGAAUAGAGAAGGAUUUUGGUACUACUGUUCGUCACAUUGUUGAAGGCGAGACUAAAGUAUCAAAACUUGGGAAACUGAAGUCUAAGGAUGAGAAUCAUUCUGUUCAAGAUGUCAAGGCAGAUGACUUCCGACAGAUGUUUCUAGCCAUGACCGAAGAGGUUCGUGUUAUAAUUGUCAAAUUAGCUGACAGAUUGCAUAAUAUGCGCACGCUUUCGCAUAUGCCUCCACACAAGCAGUCCAGCAUAGCCCUGGAGACACUGCAGGUUUUUGCUCCUCUGGCUAAAUUGCUUGGAAUUUACCAAAUCAAGUCAGAACUCGAAAAUCUGGCAUUUAUGUAUACAAAUGCUCAAGAAUAUGGUAAGGUUAGGAGAAGAAUUUCAGAACUUUAUAAAGAACACGAGAAAGAACUCGAAGAGGCAAACAAAAUAUUAAUGAAGAGGAUUCAGGGCAAUCAAUUCCUAGAUCUUAUGACAGUGAAAACUGAAGUUCGAUCUGUAUGCAAGGAACCUUAUAGCAUCUAUAAAUCUGUACUUAAAUCUAGAAGCUCGAUAAAUGAAGUCAACCAAAUUGCGCAGCUUCGAAUAAUUAUAAAACCAAAGCCAUGUGUUGAAGUUGGGCCUUUGUGUAGUGCACAGCAGAUAUGCUACCAUGUUCUUGGGCUAGUGCAUGGAAUUUGGACUCCUAUUCCUAGAGCAAUCAAGGACUACAUUGCCACCCCAAAACCUAAUGGCUAUCAAAGUCUUCAUACUACAGUUAUACCAUUUCUUUAUGAGAGUAUGUUUAGGCUGGAAGUUCAGAUUAGAACUGAAGAGAUGGAUUUGAUUGCUGAAAGAGGGAUUGCUGCACAUUAUAGUGGGAAAAUUUUUGUGAAUGGCUUAGUUGGACAUAUGCCAAAUGGCAGUAGCUCCAGAGGGAAAACAGUUUGCCUGAAUAAUGCCAAUAUUACCCAGAGGAUAGGCUGGCUCAAUGCAAUUAGGGAAUGGCAAGAGGAGUUUGUCGGAAAUAUGAGCUCCAGAGAAUUUGUUGACACUAUCACCAGAGAUCUUUUAGGCAGUCGCGUCUUUGUAUUUACACCAAGAGGAGAGAUUAAAAAUCUGCCUAAGGGAGCAACUGUCGUCGAUUAUGCAUAUAUGAUACACACUGAAAUUGGCAACAAAAUGGUGGCUGCAAAGGUCAAUGGCAAUCUUAUCUCUCCAACGCAUAUGCUUGCUAAUGCUGAAGUUGUGGAGAUAAUAACUUAUAAUGGGCUCUCGGGUAAAUCUUCCUUCCAGAGACAGAAGCAGUGGCUACAAUAUGCAAAAACACGAAGUGCGCGGCAUAAGAUAAUGAAGUUUCUAAAGGAACAAGCUGCCCUAUCCGCAACUGAAAUGACUGCUGAUUCGAUGAAGGAAUUCACUGCUGAAUCUGAACAGGACAGUGGAACGGAAGAGAUUGUGGAUUACUCUAAAGGGGCUAAACACACUUGGGAGAAUAUUUUGAAGAACAUUGCACAAAUGUCAUCGUCGAAGCAUGUGAGUUUGAAGGCCAAUGAAGAAGUUUUAUCUCAAGGCAAUGGUGUAGCCAAGAUGAUUCUUGCCAACAUUCCCAUGUACAGGGAAGUCUUGCCUGGGUUAGACAGCUGGCGAGCUAGCGAGGUUGCUUCUUGGCACAACCUUCAAGGGCACUCUGUCCAGUGGUUUUGCAUAGUUUGCACAGAUCGAAGAGGUAUGCUGGCAGACGUGACAGCAGCAUUGGCAGCUGAGGGAAUAACUAUAUGUUCUUGCACGGCUGAGAUUGAUAGGGGGAAGGGAAUGGGGGUCGUGUUAUUUCAUAUUGAAGCAAGCUUGGAUAGUUUGAUUAGUGCGUGCUCUAAGGUGGGUCUAAUUCUUGGUGUUUUGGAAUGGUCUACUGGGUGCAGCUGGUCGAGCUCAAUGGAAAACCAGCAGUUUCUUGAAUUUUUUUUUCAGUUUUUACUCAUAUCAUCUGAAACUGAGUUUGAGAAAAUUCAAACUUUCAUUGUUGGAGUUCAGAAUGAUUUGAAACCUUCUCCUUUCUCUGAUGUUGAACAGUGGUAUAAAUCCACUCUUCGAAGCCUUGGUUCAUAUACUGAAUCCAGCCAAACAGAAAAAACCCAAGAGUUUCUGCAUGUUUAUAGAACAGUUUUCCAUGGAUUUUCUGCUAAACUCACCCCAGAACAAGCCCAAGAACUCAAAAAUCGUCGAGAAAUUCUCGCUGUUUUACCAGACCGCCUGCGCCAAUUACAUAUAACUCGGUCACCUCACUUUCUUGGAUUGUCCUCAAUCAACCCUUCUGAAUUGUUAACGGAGUCGGACUCGGGCUCUAAUGUUAUUAUUGGGAUCUUCGACACUGGAAUAUGGCCGGAACGACGGAGCUUCCAUGAUGAAGGACUUGGGCCGAUUCCGGCUACCUGGAAAGGCGAGUGCACCGAGGGGGAAAAUUUCACAAAAGCCAACUGCAACAAAAAAAUAAUUGGUGCUCGAUAUUUUACUGCCGGAUAUGAAGCCCAUACUGGUGGAAUUAAUGACACUGAAGAAAUUAAGUCUGCUAGAGAUACAGAGGGCCAUGGAACCCACACCACCUCCACCGCCGCUGGUAGAGCCGUGAGCAAUGCCUCUCUUUUUGGUUACGCUCACGGCGUGGCGGUGGGAGUUGCACCGAAAGCUCGCGUUGCAGUGUAUAAAAUUUGCUGGAAAAAUGGCUGCAUGGAUUCUGAUAUUCUCGCUGCCUUCGACAAAGCGGUGGAGGACGGCGUCAAUAUCAUUUCAAUUUCAGUUGGCGGUGGUGCCGAGCCAUAUAAUGUGGACCCAAUUUCAAUCGGAUCAUUUGGUGCUAUGGAGAAGGGUAUUCUUGUCUCAGCAUCGGCUGGCAAUGAAGGUCCCAGUAAAAUGACAGUCACAAAUGUUGCUCCAUGGAUCACCACAGUAGGGGCUGGCACGAUUGACAGGAAAUUUCCAGCUGAUCUUGUGCUUGAAGAUGGGCGGGUGAUCAACGGUGCAUCAGUCUAUGGCGGUCAUCCUUUGCCUGAAAAGAAUUAUUUCCCCAUUAUUUACGCCGGAAACGCCUCAGCAAAUUCGAGUAGCGGAGGUAGACGUGCUGGAAGUUUCAUGGCCGCCACUUGCAUGGCAAACUCACUUGACAAAGAAUUAGUACGUGGCAAGAUUGUGGUGUGUGACAGAGGCAGCACGACCCGCGUUUCGAAAGGUGAGGUUGUCAAGAAAGCUGGUGGCGCUGCCGUGGUGGUUGCCAAUGUGGCACCAAUCGGAGAAGGCCUCGUCGCUGAUUCUCAUCUGAUUCCCGGCCUUGCUAUUACCGAAUCGGCCGGUCACACCGUUCGCAAUUACAUAAACUCCAACCCAAACCCAAGAGCAAAAAUGAUUUUUCGGGGGACUGUAAUCGGAGUAAAACCGGCUCCUGUCGUUGCAUCCUUCUCAUCAAGAGGCCCCAGCAUCGAUUCCGUGCACGUGCUCAAGCCUGAUGUCAUUGCGCCAGGUGUAAACAUUUUGGCAGCUUGGCCUGAUGGCCUGUCACCGACUGAGCUAGCUUUUGACAUCCGGCGCACUGAAUUUAAUAUGGCUUCAGGGACAUCAAUGUCAUGCCCGCAUGUUUCCGGCGUAGCGGCUCUGCUGAAAGGGGCCCACCCCGACUGGUCACCUGCAAUGGUUCGAUCUGCGUUAAUGACCACUGCUUACACUCAAGAUCUUGAAGGGAAUCCAUUGCUUGAUGAAAAAUCUUACAAUUUAGCAACAAUAUAUGACAUGGGAGCCGGGCAUGUGAAUCCUGAAAAGGCCGUUAAUCCUGGUUUGGUUUAUGAUUUAACUGCAAAUGAUUAUGUGGAUUUUCUAUGUGCAUCAAAUUUUACUCGGCGAGAUGUUCGGCAGAUUGCUAGGAGACCGGUGAGUUGCGGCAAGAAGCAAUCUAAGCCGUGGAAUUUCAAUUAUCCGGCAAUUUCAAUUGCUUUUGAAGCUUCUGAACCGUUGGAUUCUAUUGUUGUUUCUAGGACAGUGACACAUGUUAGUGAGAAUGGAGCUACCUAUGGUGUUAGUGUGACAAAUCCUAAAGGUGCGACUAUGACAGUAACUCCAUCAAAAUUGGAUUUUAAAAUGAAGGGCGAAAAACAGAGUUACAUGGUAAAGAUCUCAGCAGAAAAGUUGACGGUGUCACCUGGGAAUUCAGUGACGGAGGUGGGGAAGAUAAUUUGGUCAGAUGGGCGGCACCAAGUGGUUUCGCCGGUGGUAGUGGUGUGGCGACAAGGGUAUUAA